AUGUUGCCGAGCGGGGACAGCGCCAGUGCUCUGUCGCCCACUUGGGGUGGAAGGGCGAGGGCUGCACAGAAUUACAUCAUCCAGCUCAGUGGCAUCGGAGGACUUUCGCCCAACACCGUCCUCUUGGAUUGGCCGAUGAAGUGGAAGAGCCAGCCCAGAAAGGCUAUGGAAUUCGUGAACGUCCUCUCCGUUGCUCUAGCGGCUGAGAAGUCGGUGUUGGCGGUCAAGGGCAUGGAGGACAUGCCUCUGAGUGCCGUAGUGGGAACCAUCGAUGUCUGGUGGAUGAUCCACGACGGUGGCUUCAUGAUCCUCUUGAGCUGGCUCUUGCUGCAGCACCGCAUUUGGCGGCAGUGCCACAUUCGAAUCUUCACCAUUACCGAGGGCGUGUCUGAAGAGCGUGCCAAGAAUGCGGCUGAGCUGCUGACGCGCACCCUGCGACAGCGCAGGCUCUUCGAAGUGGACGUUGAGGUCGUCAUCGUCGAUGAUGAGAUGAUUCAGCCAUACACCUACGACUGGACCCUGCGCGUGGACCAGCGUCACAAGUUCGUGGAGCAGCUGCACGGAUCGAAGGCCGCCAAAGAAGGCAUUGAUGCCAUUCCUCUGGAGAUUGACGACCUUUUUAAGAUGGAGGAGGCCGAGGAGCAGGGCAGAAGCAGGUCACACUCGAAGAGGAAAGAGCCCUCUUCGCCGAAGCUGGUAUCCGAAGGACAUCAGGGGCAGGUGGCGGUGUGCGACUUGCGCUCAGGGCCCAGCGAACGCCCCAACGUGGCGGAGCACGUGCGAGCAUUGGGUGGCGGGGUCGACGGCUCCAGCGCAGCCUCUUUGACCAGCUUGGGUUCCCCCAGAAGUGCUCUGGAGGCCAUGGUGAACAACGGCAGCAGCAAGGAGGAUGAUUGCCACAGCGCCGAGUCUAGACCGGCCCUGGCCGCCCGAAAGGAGUGGGCUACCGUGGCUUCUUUCCAGAAGCUGAACGAAACGAUCCUCUCGCGCUCCAAGCGGUCUCAAUUGGUUGUCAUGAAUUUGCCAGACGUCUGGAGCACCGAAGAGGAAGAGGUGAAACACUUCAUGACCUACUGCGACACGAUGACCAGCGGUUUGGACCGAGUCCUCUUUGUGCACUCGACCGGGCAUGAGGUCUUCGAGAUCGGCUAA
Symbiodinium sp. CCMP2592 is the source of this 1152-nucleotide messenger RNA. The record is from the annotation of a GenBank genome assembly. NCBI's taxonomy places the organism in Eukaryota, Dinophyceae, Suessiales, Symbiodiniaceae.